Notothenia coriiceps (black rockcod) is the source of this 481-nucleotide messenger RNA. Its product is annotated as brain-specific angiogenesis inhibitor 1-like. Gene Ontology annotation, cellular component: membrane. Gene Ontology annotation, biological process: negative regulation of angiogenesis. The transcript has 3 exons. The coding region runs from base 59 to 481 and encodes 140 amino acids. NCBI's taxonomy places the organism in Eukaryota, Metazoa, Chordata, Actinopteri, Perciformes, Nototheniidae. The record is from RefSeq and is a predicted model, not a curated record.
CCGGGAACAUUUGUCAAAAGCACAGCGUGGCCUUGUGGGAGAUGGAGUCUCCGAGGUGAUGACCAAGCUGAGGGUGACCUCCAGUGAUGGGACCAGCUACAGCGGAGACCUGCUGGCCAUCGUGGACGUGCUGAAGAACAUGACGGAGAUCUUCAGGAGGGCGUACUACAGCCCCAGCAGCACAGACAUGAGGAACUUUGUGCAGUCAGUCAGCAAUCUUUUGAUGGAAGAGAACCGGGAUAGAUGGGAAGAAGCACAACUGCUGGGACCCAACAUCAAAGAGCUGUUCCGUCUGGUGGAGGACUUUGUGGACGUCAUCGGCCUGAGGAUGAAAGACUUCCAAGACAUGUAUGAAGUCACCGAUAACCUAGGUCAGCCUUAUCUCCAUCACAGCUAUCUCUGCUCAUCAAAAGAAACUCUUAUCACAGCUCUGCUCUAUUUUCUGAUGAUUGAUCUCCAUAUCUACAAUGGAAAUACAUAG